This is a messenger RNA of Carassius auratus (goldfish), 2264 nucleotides long. Its product is annotated as zinc finger protein 501-like. The coding region runs from base 227 to 1789 and encodes 520 amino acids. Gene Ontology annotation, biological process: regulation of transcription by RNA polymerase II. Gene Ontology annotation, molecular function: DNA-binding transcription activator activity, RNA polymerase II-specific; RNA polymerase II cis-regulatory region sequence-specific DNA binding. Gene Ontology annotation, cellular component: nucleus. The transcript has 2 exons. The record is from RefSeq and is a predicted model, not a curated record. Lineage: Eukaryota; Metazoa; Chordata; Actinopteri; Cypriniformes; Cyprinidae.
CCUCAGAAGAAGAGGAUUAGUUUCACCGCGCUCUCUGUUGUUUUGUCGUGGUGCUAGUUUAAUACAAACUGUUAGAAAUAUGUUGUUUCUGUAAGUGGAAAAAAUACAGUUUUUGAAUCAGGUCAUUAAAUACCUGAAAUAUUCUCAUCAUUACAGUCGUGUCUAAAUUUUGAAUCAAGCAGAAAAUUCUGGAGGAAUAUCAGCUGAACUGAGAUCUGCUGUGAAUAUGGAGUUUGUUAAAGAGGAGAGUGAGGAAAGCACGAGUGAAAUAAAACAAGAGGAACCAGAAACCUGGAAAAUACAACACAGGGAACCAGAAACCAGGAAAAUAAAAGAAGAGGAACAAGAAACCUGGAAAAUAAAAGAAGAGGAACCAGAAACCUGCAGAAUAAAAGAAGAGGAACCAGAAAUAUUGAGAAUAAAACACGAGGAGUCAGAAAUCUGCAGAAUAAAACACGAGGAACAAGGAGAGUUCAUUGAAGAGAAAGGGGCGAAUGAAGAAUCAAGUGAAGUUGAGGAGAAAAAGCAUAUUAAAACUGGAGGAAAAUCUUUGAGUUGCACUCAAACCAUACAGAAAGAAAUAAAGAAAAAAAGAGUCAAGAAAUCAUUCACCUGCACUCAGUGUGGAAAGAGUUUCACACACAAAGCAAGUUAUGGGCGUCACAUGAGAAUUCAUAUUGUAGAGAAACCUUUCACUUGUGAUCAGUGCGGGAAGAGUUUCAAACAAUCAGCAAACCUUAAGAGACACAUGAAGAUCCACACUGGAGAGAAACCGUACACAUGUGAUCAAUGUGGUGAAAUGUUUUUAUGGGCUUCACUUCUUAAGAAACACUAUGAAUUUCAUUCAAAGGAGAAACCACAUUCAUGUAAUUUGUGUGGUAAGAGUUUAUUGAAUCUACUAAGUUUGAAGGUACAUCAGAAAAUACAUACUAGUGUGAGAGAGUACAUGUGCUUUGAGUGUAAAAAGACUUUUAGUUCAGUGAGCAAUUUAAAACAGCACGAGAGGAUCCACACUGGAGAGAAACCUUAUAAGUGUUCACACUGUGACAAGAGAUUCAAUUAUUUACCAUAUCUGAAAACACAUGAGAGGAUCCACACUGGAGAGAAACCGUAUAAAUGUUCACACUGUGACAAGAGAUUCAGUGGGAUAACAAACCUGAAAUCACAUGAAAGGAUCCAUAAUGGAGAGAAGCCUUAUACGUGUUCACACUGUGACAAGAGAUUGAAUUGUUUACAAAAUCUGAAAAAACAUGAGAGGAUCCACACUGGAGAGAAACCAUAUAAAUGUUCACACUGUGACAAGAGAUUCAGUGGGAUAACAAACCUGAAAUCACAUGAAAGGAUCCAUAAUGGAGAGAAGCCUUAUACGUGUUCACACUGUGGCCAGAGAUUCAGUCAUUCAGCAAGUCUGAAAAUACAUGUGAGGAUUCACACCGGAGAGAAACCUUAUACGUGUUCACACUGUGGCCAGAGAUUCAGUCAUUCAGGAAAUCUGAAAGCACACGAGAGGAUCCACACUGGAGAGAAACCUUAUAAGUGUUCACAGUGUGACAAGAGAUUUCAUCAGUUGGGAAGUCUGAAAACACAUGAGAGGAUCCACUCUGGAGAGAAACCUUAUAAAUGUUCACACUGUGACAAGAGAUUCAUUGUUUCAUCACAUCUGAAAACACAUGAGAGGACCCACACUAGAGAGAAACCUUACAAGUGUACACACUGUGUUAAGAGAUAUAGUAAGUUAUCAAGUCUGAAAAGACAUGAGAGGAUCCACACUGGAGAGAAACCGUAUUAAUGCACUGUACGUGGGAAGUGUUUCAUUCAGUCAUCUGUUAUACACAGUUAUACAAAAAACAAUAACAGUAAGGUCCUGUACACAUGGAGACAUGUUUAGCUGUAUAUGUAAAUAUUUUGUAUGGUAUAUGUGUUUCGUCUAGGCGGAUCCGGCAUUUUGGGAGAGUGAAAUCACUAUAUAUUUUUUUUAAACCGGGUCCCAGAGUGGCUGAAUCUAAAAAUUACACCUUUGCAUUUUCAUGUGUACAGGCAAUCCGUAUAUUUUGUGAAACAAUGAUGUCAUGGAAGGUCAUGGAAGAUCAUGUGACCCUUCGGCAGCAAUGCACACAUAGUCCUUCGGUGUGCUCACUUUGUCAGAAAUUAUAUAUAUCUCAGUGUUGUAGUCGAGUCACCAACUGUCGAGUCUCGAGUCCCAGUGUUUGAGUCCGAGUCGAGUCUCGAGUCCCGUAUUGGAAAUUUUUUUUUGAGGAAACAAU